AUUGGUUGCACCGUACCCAUCCAAAGAGUCUGUGUCUUCCUCUUACAAAAACGUGAGCAGAGUGAGAGCUCUUACUUUUCUGUGCUAUGUUUACUUCUUGACUCUCCACAGGAAUAUCCUCUGCAGGUUCGAAACAGGUUGAAGGUCUGCUGAUAACAAGCAGGAACUUUGCAUGUGUCAGUGGCAGGAAUGAGACCUCCUCACUGCUGAGUUCAACAUGAAAGAGUGGUGGAUCCAUGUGGGUCUAAUUUGCGUCCCGCUGGUGGCCGUCUACCUGCACAUUCCGGCCCCUCACCUCUCCGCCACCCUACAGAAGUGGCACAGCGCCGGGGAUUUCUUCCACUUCAGAGGGAAGAAGAUCUUCUAUAGAGACUCCUACGGUGCUUUGGGAAGCUCAGAUGUGGUCCUUCUGCUCCACGGCUUCCCCACCUCCAGCUAUGACUGGAACAAGAUCUGGGAUCCGCUCGCGCAGCGCUUCCAUCGAAUCAUUGCACUGGACUUUCUUGGAUUUGGUUUUAGUGACAAACCUAGACCCCACAGGUACUCAAUCUUUGAACAAGCCAGUAUAGUUGAGGCCCUGGUGGCCCACUUGGGUCUGAGCAAUCAACGACUCAAUUUGAUAUCCCAUGACUAUGGAGAUACUGUGGCCCUAGAGCUGCUAUACAGGAGUGACCAAAAUCGGACAGGGCAUCUGAACUACAACAGUCUUUGUCUAACAAAUGGAGGAAUAUUUCCAGAAACACACCACCCACGGUUGCUUCAGACGCUGUUGAAGGACUCAAGUAUUCUGGCAACAUUUCUGACACGCCUCACCAACUUUUUGAUCUUCCAAAAGGGCAUUGGAGAAGUAUUCGGUCCCUACACUCAGCCCACAGACGCAGAGUUCUGGGACAUGUGGACAAGUUUACGCUACAAUGACGGCAACCUGGUUUUGGACAGUAUUCUCCAGUACAUCAAUCAGAGAUUUCAACAUAGAGAUCGAUGGGUGGGAGCGCUCACAUCCACACAUGCUCCAUUGCACAUGAUCUACGGACCCCUGGACCCUGUCAACCCUCAUCCACAGUUCAUCCGUCUUUAUAUGCAUUUGGUGAAAAGGUCAACAGUCACCAUUCUGGACGACCACAUCAGUCAUUACCCACAGCUGGAGGAUCCCACUGGUUUCCUGAAGGCUUACUUCAAUUUCAUUCACUCUUUCUAACCAGAACACAAACACAUGCCUAUUGUGAGGUAUCAAAAUGUGAUGAAAAAUAACUUAAAUUAUUUCUAACUACCAAUUAAGAAUGUUGACUAACUUAUAAGAUGAAGUUAAGUCUGAGGAAAGAAA
Messenger RNA from Gambusia affinis (western mosquitofish), 1324 nucleotides. It is a transcript of the gene mest, whose product is annotated as mesoderm specific transcript. NCBI's taxonomy places the organism in Eukaryota, Metazoa, Chordata, Actinopteri, Cyprinodontiformes, Poeciliidae. Gene Ontology annotation, molecular function: catalytic activity. The record is from RefSeq and is a predicted model, not a curated record. Bases 218 to 1198 code for a protein of 326 amino acids. The transcript is spliced from 12 exons.